Danio rerio (zebrafish) is the source of this 2091-nucleotide messenger RNA. Lineage: Eukaryota; Metazoa; Chordata; Actinopteri; Cypriniformes; Danionidae. The record is from RefSeq and is a predicted model, not a curated record.
UUACCAGUAUUGCAAGAUAAAAUGCAAAUUCAUGAUUAUACAAAGCUUUUUUUGUUGUUCAUUUUAUACAGUUUUUCUUUAUUUAUGAACUCAUCAAAGGUGUGCAGAGAGAUAAGACGAUUACAACAGAUCUUACCUCUGCUUCACCCGGUGAAAUGAAGAAGUGUUGAUUUCACCAUCAUGAUACAGCUUUAAAACUCUGCUGCUGCCAAACAAAGUUUAUUCUGAGGUUAGAAGAGCUUCUUUCUGCCGUCAGACAUGAGUCCCAAUCAGAUUUUCAUUCUGUUGAUCAUCAUUCCUCCUGCUUUCUUUCAGUCAGCGAGGGGGAAAGACUGUGUGUGUGAUCUAAAAAACUCAGAACCUGCUUUUCCUGACCACAAACUAACCAAAGUAGAGGCCACUGCCAAACAAUGCAUCAGGACCAUCACUUCAGAGAAGAUGAUGGAAAUGGACAUACUCGUUUUGGGUUUACAACAACGCAUCACACAACUAGAUGAAAAUAUGGCCAAGCUGGAAAAUGAGGACAACAGCAAGCUGUACGGGGCUGUUUCUAUGCGGAUCAUUGAUUUGGAGAUAGCCGAAAUUCAGAAUCUCCUCGACAAACUCAACGCCACCACCAAGGGAUACAAUCAUCUCAGCAUACAGACUGCAGAUCAGCUUGAAGAUAUGAAGGACACAAUGGAAGACCUGGAGAAGUUUGACAACAUGCAGGUAGUAAAGAAAGAUCGAGAGAACCAGCGCUAUAAGAAACAACUGGAAGAAUGCAAAGAUGAGCUCGAGGCCACGUUACCACCUCCUACAGUUCUUCCAGGCCGCUGCGGUCUGGGUCGUUUGGUCAAAGUAGCGGGACCUAGAACGUAUUCGCUCACGGUAUACAGCACCUCGUAUACUUAUGGUGCUUGGGGUCGAGAUGUAAAUCCUGCUCCUGGAGAUGAGAACAAAUACUGGCUGGUGGUGCUGUACACUAGUAAUGUAUACGGCAACUUCAUCCGGCAGUACAGUACCUUGAGUACCUUUUUAUUAAAUAUAGGUCCUAUAGAUACUUACAUAGCAGGCUCAAAUCCUACAACAAAUACAAUUCAGGGUCCAAACAUGGUCAUGUAUGCCAACGCGCUCUACUAUAACUGCUACAACUCAUACUCUGUCUGUCAGUUCAACAUGACAACUAAAUCUGUCAACACUGUAGCUUUACCCAGUGAUACAGGUUAUAGCAGCAAGUUUCCAUUCGCACACCUUGGCCAUACAUAUGGUUAUACAGACAUGGAUUUUGUCACAGAAGAAUCAGGCGUCUAUGUUAUAUACGCAACCACAAGCAACUUUGGAAAUGUGGUGAUUAGUAAAGUUGAGACUAGUACCCCGCCUGUUUUGGGCCAAACUUGGUCCACUUCUCUUCACAAAAGGACCGUCACAAACACUUUCAUGGUGUGCGGUGUGCUUUAUGCGACUCGAUACCUGGAUAAAGAAACAGAAGAGAUCUUUUACUCCUAUGACACUAAAACCAACAAAGAGCGCUAUGAUUUGAGAAUUCACAUUAAGAAGAUGCAGGCUAAUAUCCAGUUUCUAAACUAUGACCCUAGAGAUCAUUUGCUGUAUGCAUACAGCGAUGCCUACAUUGUGACUUACGAGCUCGUCUUUCAGUAAUGAACUGGAUUUGGGACAUGCUAGUAUGGCUACAUAUCAUUUCAUAUUCAGGAAAAUUAUGCAAUAAUACAGUUGAAUAUAAUGAUUGAAUUAAGAUGCUACUGCAAGGCUGAUGUUGCCAUUUCUAAACAAACAAACACCUAAGUUAUAGGCAUUUUCCAUCAAAAAUUUACUUUUUGAGUCAAAAAAAACAUUUACAGGCAAGACACUAUUAAUUUUGAGGUGUCAUGAAGUGAGCGUUUGGAGCCAAAUCAUUCCAAAAAACAAUAUAUUUACAAACUAUAAUACAUACAUCCACAACACAAUCCGCAUUUAUAAAAUCCAAUUUGCAACUUCAAAACGCAUUUCAAAAUUACACAAAUCCAAUUGGUAAAUUCAAAACGCGAUUCAUAAAUACACAAAUCCAAUUCGUAAAUUCAAAACGCGAUUCAUAAAUACACAAAUCCAAUU